Balaenoptera acutorostrata (minke whale) is the source of this 2090-nucleotide messenger RNA. RefSeq names its product LRRN4 C-terminal like (gene LRRN4CL). The transcript has 2 exons. NCBI's taxonomy places the organism in Eukaryota, Metazoa, Chordata, Mammalia, Artiodactyla, Balaenopteridae. The record is from RefSeq and is a predicted model, not a curated record. Gene Ontology annotation, molecular function: protein binding. Bases 681 to 1373 code for a protein of 230 amino acids.
AGGCACAGCUGUUUCCAUUCACAGCCUAGGACGUCCAAGGAGCGAAAACCUGCCCACUCCAUCCAUGUGACUCUCAUCUCCCUCUGGGGAGGGGGAUAGCAUAGGGCGGGUCUGGAAAGCUGGGAUACAUCAUUCUGGCCUCCGCACCCCUCCCUUUCUCAGUCCAUUGGGAGGCAGAAGACAGGAAAUGACUGCCAUGGAUGUGGUAUGAUUUUUUACUGAAACAGCAUUUUGUAGCCCAGGCCCCAUGCUGUCCACAGCUAUUUUUCUCUCUGAUACCAGCCAGGUGGCCCCGUCCUUUGUGUUCCCCUCCUCACCCCCUCACGUGACUUCAGCCUUUGGAUUCUCAGCUCCUGGCUGCCUUCCACAUUCCACUGCUCUUUCAGAACCCAGGCAUCCUGGCCUCCAGCUGAAACCGCUGCAUGUGGCUUCCCCCACCCCUGGCCCCGUGACUCAGGCCCUCUGAAGGCACCAGCCCUCUUCUUGGCACUCACCGGGGAGGGGGACAGGGGAAGGGGGGCCAGGUGGUGACAUCACAGUUGAGGGUAUAAAAGCUUUGAGCCAAAACAGAAUUGAAAUUGAAGACAUUGAGAAAACCUGACUGUGCAGCCUGUGCUCCUGGGGAACUCUUAGGACCCCCGGCCUGCUACUCACUGCAUCAAGGCCUACCCACUGACUCCAUGCCGGGCUCUCCCUGCCUUGUGUGGCUCCUGGCUGUCACCUUCUCCUUGGUUCCCAGAGCGCAGCCCUUGGCGGGAGACUCGGAAGAAGAGGAGCAAGAUGAGACAUCUUUGCCGGCUGUCCCCUGCGACUACGACCGCUGCCGCCACCUGCAGGUGCCCUGCCAGGAGCUGCAGAGGGCCGGCCCGACGAUGUGCCUGUGCCCCGGCCUCUCCAGCGCCGCGCAGCCGCCCGACCCGCCACGCCUGGGGGAAGUGCGCAUGGAGGCAGAGGCGGGCCGCGCCGUGGUGCACUGGUGCGCCCCCUUCUCCCCGGUCCACCAGUACUGGCUGCUGCUUUGGGAAGGCGCCGGGGCUCCGCAGAAGGGGCCCCCCCUCAACUCGACGGUCCGCCGAGCGGAGCUGAAGGGCCUGAAGCCCGGGGGCGCAUACGUCGUCUGUGUGGUGGCCGCCAACGCGGCCGGGGAGAGCAGCGUGCCCGGGGCCGAGGGCCUCGACGGCGCGGGCGGCCCCGCCUUCGGGCCCUGCGGCCGGCUGACCGUGCUGCCGAGGCCGCUCACGCUGCUGCACGGGGCCGUGGGCGUGGGCUCGGCGCUGGCCCUGCUCAGCUGCUCCGCCCUGGUCUGGCACUUCUGCCUGCGUGAGCGCUGGGGCUGCCCCCGCCGAGGCCGCCCGAGCGGCGCGGGACUCUGAGGCUUCCCGGGGGCCUCUCCGGCCAAGCUAAGCCCGGCGCCGCUCCGGGGGAGGUGGCGCCCCGACAGACCAGACGGCAGGAUGGAAGGCCGGGCGCUGGCCCCCCGCUGAGUCGGUUCAGGCUCCAGACUUUCCACUCUGCUCCGAGCUUAGGUUUAGGAGUAGAGAAGGUCGGCAAAUUUUUUCUUAAUGGACCAGAAUAAUUUAGGCUUUGUGGUUCCAGGGGAUAAAAUCGAAGAUAUCAUGUAGUUCUUACAUAACCAUGUAACCAUUUAAAAACGUAAAAAUCAUUCUUAGCUCUUGGGCCUUACAAGUCAGGCCCCGGACAGUUUUGGCCCGUUGGCUACGGUUAGUCUACUCCUGUCGUACAGCCUCAAAAGGGCCCUGCCACUAUGGGUGGCUUCCGUGGGGUUUUGAGAAUAAGCUGCUGCGGGAUGGGAGUUUGGGGCUAGAGACCACUCCUUCUCCUUCUGCCUUUUUGUUUAGAUAGUGAGGAUGCGCACUGAGUUAGAAUCUACCUGUGUCUGAGGCGGGUGGGAAUAAAUGACUGACAUGGGGUGGAGAAGAGGACUGCCCAAGCUGCUGUUUGGGACAGGCUUGCGGUUUUGCUAGUAAAAAUAUAAUAAUAAUAAUACAAUAAUAACAAAGGACUCCCCCUCCCCCAUUUGUGUUUAUUGUAUAUUCACUGUAACAACAUUAAAGGAGAUGUAAAAGGAA